AUGACUACAUUAGAUGGCUUUCCGGCCAGUUUCUAUGGCGAGCCGGGAGUUUUAGGCAUGUUAUCCAAUGGGAUCAGUGCAUUCCUUGUACUUCUACAGAACUUCAGUACAGCACACACUGGCAUCGCACCGCAAGGGGUGGAGAACAUACUUGCAGGUGUUCAUCUCAUCCUGAUUGGUGGUAUAUGCCAACUGUUGGCUGGCCUGCUUUCCUUCCGAAAAUACGAUCAUCUGAGUGGCACUGCCUUCAUUGGCUAUGCUGCUCUUUGGGGCAGUUAUGGUGCCACUCGGAUUUACUUUGGUGCAGUAGCUGAAACUCCCACAACAGAAACUAACGUAUCAAGCAACAUGCUGCUGAAUGACACCACAGAGACCCCAGUUUGCUAUUUAUGUCUGUCCAUUAAAGAGUCAGCUGUUGCUGGUCUCGUCCCCUAUAUCCUUCUGUCCUUUCUCCUCGCCUUUUGCUCUGCCACAGUCAACUACAUCAUGCCUUUUGUUUUUGGGGCAAUCACAGCCACUUUAGUUUUUGAAGCAGUGGUUCUGAUGGCAGGUUCUUGGGCUCUGGUGGUCUCUGGGAUUCUCGAGUUGCUCAUUCUGAUCUUCGCCAUCUACGGUUCAGCUGCACUGCUUGUCAAAGGUCUGACUCAGCGUCUGGCCCUCAAAGGCUUCGGGACACCCCUCUUCAAUGUUCUGUUGCUUGGUACCACCAACUCAGCAAGCACCCAGAGCACUGGCCAAGAGAAGAAGAAAAACACAAAGUAUGCAGAGCCAAUGGCAUUGGGUUUCUUCAGUGACACUGUUGCACCCUUCAUCUUCGCCUUCUACAGCUUUGGGUACAUGAAGUCCUUUGGCUUGGGUGCUGCAUGGGUGUCAAUCGUCUCAGUCGCCCAGCUGUUCUCCAGCUACUAUGCCCAUUUGCGCCAAGAUUGCUACCACACUACAAAGUUUGGUCUUCAUGCCACAUAUUGGCUGAUCAAGGCUUGGGAUGAGUUUGUGGCAUCUGCUCUGAUUGUGAAGGACAGUGAAGUGACCUCAGGGAGGGAAAUGAUGGUGGGAGACUGGUUCUUUGUGGUGGCAGCCUUGGUGCUCUGUUGUGGAAGCCUGAACAUCGAUGUCCUGGAGCUGAUCCACAACAUGCUCUUCGUCCUGCUGACAGUCUCCACAGUCCCCCAGAUCCCUCUCCAGGGAUACUACAUUUUCUUUGGUGUAGCUUGCUCUCUCUUCUGCGCAACCUCCCUGUAUGGUACCUUCUCACGUCUCAUCAACACUAUAGCAGAGAAGUCUCUCAUCCCUGUAGGACCACAGCCCGUCUCCACUCACCAACUGAAGAAGGCUUUGACGUGUGGAAGAUCUGAACAGGGAGACCAGGAGGUGUUGCUCCAAAUGGACCACACUUCAGACGCCCUGUUCUACCUGUCAAAUGGGGUUGCAGCUUUCUCGGCUAUUCAGGCUGCUGUUUCCAGCACAAACCCCUCCUUCCUUCAUCUGACUGUCCCUUGGGUCCUCAUCUCUGGAGCUAUCAUCCAGGCCUAUGUCAGCCGGCUGCAAGUCGCAGGAGCAGGCAGAUUCGGAUCAGUAAUCUCAUCAAUCUAUGUGGUAGUAUGGGCCACCUGGACCUGGUUUAGGUUUGCAGGUAAACUGCUUCAGUUUUCUACAGAGGCUGCUUACGGUUUUACAGCAGGAGCCAUUGCUCUCCUGGUCAUUAAUGCUUUCCUCAUGGUGAUUGCUGCCUAUAGGAACCUGGUUUUGCUGUUUCUAACAGCAGUCAUGGAGGUUGUACUAGUCUGUUUCCUGCUUUCCACCCUUCAGCGACUGCCAUACCAGCUAGAAGUGGCCAUGCUUGUGCUGCUUUCUAUAAUUUGUAUAUAUGGAGCUCUGGCGUCAAUGUUGAACUGCAUCUUCUCACAGAGAGUGUUACCUAUGGGCCCUCCCUUCUUAAAGGAGAAAAUGAAGCAGGAGACUGCUCCAGAGCUACACUGUCCUGAGGCUAACUCUCGACUCACCAGUGGUCUUCUGGAGAUCGCUGGCCUGCUGGAGAAAGGCGGAGUAUGUGGCAUUCCCACAGACACUGUGUAUGCCCUGGCUGCAUCCUGCAAGAACCCUCAGGCAAUAGAGAAAAUCUACAACAUUAAAGACAGACCAGCGGAGAAGCCCAUCUGUAUUUGCAUUUCUAGUGUGGAGCAGCUGGUGGCAGCCAAACCUCCCUUCAGUCCUCUGCUCUGGGAGUUUAUGAGGAACGUGUAUCCUGGAGGCAUCAGCUGCAUAGUGAGCAAAGGAGACUGGCUGUUCAAACUGGGAGUGGGACCAGCUUAUGACCGUGUUGGUACCAACAACAGCAUCAUGAUCCGUGUCCCUGACCACACUGUGACUGGCCACCUUUGUGACAUCACUGGACCCCUUGCCAUUACCUCAGCCAAUCCCAGUGGAGAGCCAGACAGCACCCACCACAGCAUGGUCGUCAACCGACUAGGAGAGAAGAUCCAAGGGGUUCUGUGCGAUGGGGAUUCUAAUGAAGUUGUUGCUUCCACUAUAGUCAACUGCCUGAGGAUUGAUGAAGGGACAAUCACCAUUGUGAGAGAAGGCUGUGUCCCUGCAGUAAAAGUCAGACAGAUCUUUGACAGAGUGAGAAACAUGAUGGGUGAAUGUUAGAGAGCCAAUUUCUCUCCUUCAGAGAGCCUCUUCACUCCUGGUUCCCUAUAAGAUUAGCUUCUUCAGCUCCCGUAUUUUCCUUCCACCAUCUCAAGGACACUUUAUGAACAAUAUAAGAUUGAGUGAAAGUGGAUGUCUGCUAAGCAUAGAAUUUAUUUGACAUGAAGAAUCUUUGCAAGAACUUUGAUAUUUAAGUUUGUUUCAAAUAAUAUCGAACAAUCUUCAUAGAAUGACUGUUGUAAAAGGUUAAUGAUUCUGUAAAUAUGUAUUUAUACAUUUAAAUUAUACUGCACACUUAUCUGAAUUUUAAGGGUGCGU
Thunnus maccoyii (southern bluefin tuna) is the source of this 2967-nucleotide messenger RNA. RefSeq lists its product as uncharacterized. The coding region runs from base 1 to 2649 and encodes 882 amino acids. Gene Ontology annotation, molecular function: nucleotidyltransferase activity; tRNA binding; double-stranded RNA binding. The transcript is spliced from 10 exons. NCBI's taxonomy places the organism in Eukaryota, Metazoa, Chordata, Actinopteri, Scombriformes, Scombridae. Gene Ontology annotation, cellular component: cytoplasm. Gene Ontology annotation, biological process: regulation of translational fidelity. The record is from RefSeq and is a predicted model, not a curated record.